This is a messenger RNA of Myotis davidii, 1623 nucleotides long. It is a transcript of the gene ATF5, whose product is annotated as activating transcription factor 5. Gene Ontology annotation, biological process: regulation of transcription by RNA polymerase II. Bases 207 to 785 code for a protein of 192 amino acids. NCBI's taxonomy places the organism in Eukaryota, Metazoa, Chordata, Mammalia, Chiroptera, Vespertilionidae. The record is from RefSeq and is a predicted model, not a curated record. Gene Ontology annotation, cellular component: nucleus. The transcript has 4 exons. Gene Ontology annotation, molecular function: DNA-binding transcription activator activity, RNA polymerase II-specific; RNA polymerase II transcription regulatory region sequence-specific DNA binding.
CUCCGCGCUCACCGCGCCUGCGCUCUCCACUCCCGCCGUCUCUCUUCAGCCGAGGCCGCUGCUGCCUCUCCUUUCCGCCGCCAUGGAGUCCUCCACUUUCACCUUGGUGCCUGUCUUCGCCCAGCUGAGCAACCUCCAGAGCCGCCUCCCACCUGUUGGUGCAGCCUCCUUCAUUGCCACCCGUGCCCAGCGCCUGUGCUGCAGCCAUGUCACUCCUGGCGACCCUGGGGCUGGAGCUGGACAGGGCCCUGCUCCCAGCUAGCGGGCUGGGCUGGCUCGUUGACUAUGGGAAACUCCCCCUGGCCCCUGCCCCCCUGGGCCCCUAUGAGGUCCUUGGGGGAGCCCUGGAGGGCGGGCUUCCAGGGGGGGGAGAGCCCCUGACAGGUGAUGGCUUCUCGGACUGGAUGACUGAGCGGGUUGACUUUACAGCCCUCCUCCCUUUGGAGCCCCCCUUACCCGCAGGUGCCCUCCCUCCACCUUCCCCAUCCCCCCCUGACCUGGAAGCCAUGGCCUCCCUCCUCAAGAAGGAGCUGGAGCAGAUGGAAGACUAUUUCCUCGGGGACCGCAAGCAAAAGAAGAGAGACCAGAACAAGUCAGCGGCUCUGAGGUACCGCCAGAGGAAGCGGGCAGAGGGGGAGGCCCUGGAGGGGGAGUGCCAAGGGCUGGAGGCGCGGAACCGCGAGCUGAGGGAGAGGGCCGAGUCCGUGGAGCGGGAGAUCCAGUACGUCAAGGACCUGCUCAUCGAGGUGUACAAGGCUCGAAGCCAGAGGACCCACAGCUGCUAGCUGGGCAGGGCUUGGGGCUGUAGGGGGCGCUGGUCUUCACCUCGGUUUCAGGGGCUGAGGUGGGAGGGUCCCUCUGUCAUCCCUCUGCCUCUUUCCAUCCCCCACAUCGCUCUCCUUUUCUCCUUGUGUCCUUGUCGGUUUCUGAUUUUGCUCCCUUCUUCCCUCCCCAGAAUCAUGACACGUCUGGCUUUAGUCACUAUCAACACUUCUCAGGUGACAGCUGAGGGACUGGGGCCCCGGGUCGCUCAGGGUCUGUCCAGCAGGGCAGUGAGGCCGGGAAGCUGUGCAGAGUGAGGGCAGAUGAAGAGGGGAGAGCCCUCUGGGGAAAAGACAGGGAGGGUUUUAAGAUCGACACCCACAUCAUUAAGCAAAAAAAAGCAAGCCAGGUGACCCUGGGAAAUACAUUGGUGCCGGGAGCCCCCGUUCACAGAGCCAGUGGCUGUGAGGGCAGAUGGGGAGGCCGGUGUGACCAUAGUUGGUGACUGGGUGUUCAUUUAGCUCUGGGAGGAAUGCAGUGUUUUGUGAAAUUGUUGGGGCGGGGCUCUGUGUAGGUGAGGGAGGGCAGGGAGUGAUCCUUGGGGUGUGUGUGUGGGGGGGGAGGUGUGGUGGAAAUAAAAUGAAGAAUUUCUUCAGUCUGUGUCUGGUCUUUGAGAGAAGUUGGAGAGAGGGCAGUCUUAGGCCAAAGACGGGAAUGAUGAUAAUAGAAGUAACAGCCCUGGCCCGGUAGCUAGGUUGGGUAGUGUUAUCCGAUACCCCAAGGUUUCGGUUAGAUCCCUGGUCAGGAUACACACAAGAAUCAGCCAUUGAAUGCAUAAGUAAGUGGAGCCACAAAUUGAUG